Messenger RNA from Aquila chrysaetos chrysaetos, 7984 nucleotides. RefSeq names its product integrin subunit alpha 1 (gene ITGA1). The transcript has 30 exons. Gene Ontology annotation, biological process: cell-cell adhesion; cell adhesion mediated by integrin; cell-matrix adhesion. Bases 631 to 4146 code for a protein of 1171 amino acids. Gene Ontology annotation, cellular component: external side of plasma membrane; integrin complex. Lineage: Eukaryota; Metazoa; Chordata; Aves; Accipitriformes; Accipitridae. Gene Ontology annotation, molecular function: integrin binding. The record is from RefSeq and is a predicted model, not a curated record.
GAUGCGUUACUGCAUCCCCACAGCCGCUGAGAAUGGGGAGGGGGGGGCUGACUUCCUCCCGCGGGCAAAUGACCCGCCGUAGAGUGCGUUUUUGAGGGGUGAUGUAAGAGAAAUUAAACUUGACCAGCCAAGCACACCCCCUACCUCAACGACGAGAAGGGCGAGAGAGGUGGCCGUGGAGCACGCCCAGCUCUCUCCUGCCCGACUGGGAGCGGGGCUGCCCGGCGGGUGACACUUACUAAUUAAUUAUGAGCGGGCAGAUGUCCCUUUAAGGUCUGCUGUGCUCUCCGAGGGCUGCAGCUGGAGCCUUGCGGGGGGAGAUUUGGCUUUAUUUGUACAUCUCGGCGCUGGACUAGUUCUAUGGGGAGGCUUCCAGACGCCUUUGGGGGGUGGGUGGGAGGAAAGUUGUGUGCGGGGGGAGGAAGCUAAAUUCUUCUUGAUGCGAAGAAACAACGUAAAGACUGAAUAACAAACAGGAAAUGCCUAACUCGGCUGCAAGGCGGACGGGCGGCGCAGAGCGCUGAACUCCACUCGCAGAGCUGCACCGCCGGGCGCGCCGGCGGCCGGACCGCUCCCGCCAGCUCUGCCCUCGGCCCGGGUUCCCGGCCCCGGGCUCGCAGGAGCCCAGGCAUGGCUGUCUCCUACUGGAUACUGACAGCUCUCUUUCACCUCGUCGGCUCUUCCAAUGUUGACGUGAAAAAUGCAAUGACUUUCAGUGGGCCUCUGGAAGACAUGUUUGGGUACACAGUCCAACAGUAUGAAAAUGAGGAAGGGAAAUGGGUCCUUAUUGGUUCACCGUUAGUCGGCCAACCUGAGAAAAGAACAGGAGAUGUAUACAAAUGCCCUGUAGGGAGAGACAACCAGUCACCCUGCAUAAAACUGAACUUACCAGCUUCUACUUCAGUUCCUAACAUUGUGGAAGUAAAAGAAAACAUGACUCUUGGAACAACCUUAGUGACUAACCCAAAAGGAGGCUUUCUGGCAUGUGGACCACUUUAUGCUUAUAAAUGUGGGCGUUUGCAUUACACAACUGGAGUUUGCUCUAAUGUCAGCUCCACUUUUGAAACCAUCGAGGCGAUUGCUCCGUCUGUGCAAGAGUGUAAAACCCAGUUGGACAUCGUCAUAGUUCUCGAUGGGUCCAACAGCAUUUAUCCAUGGGAGAGUGUCACAGCCUUCCUAAACAGCCUCCUGAAAAACAUGGAUAUAGGUCCUCAGCAAACACAGGUUGGAAUUGUUCAGUAUGGACAGACUGUAGUCCAUGAAUUUUUCCUGAACACAUACUCGACAACAGAAGAUGUGAUGGCUGCAGCCACAAGAAUACGCCAGCGGGGUGGCACACAAACUAUGACGGCCCUGGGAAUAGAUACGGCAAGGAAAGAGGCUUUUACUGAGGCUCAUGGUGCGCGAAGAGGAGUACAGAAAGUAAUGGUUAUUGUGACUGAUGGGGAAUCACAUGACAACUACAGAUUAAAAGAAGUGAUUGAUAAUUGUGAAGAUGAAAACAUUCAGAGAUUUGCCAUUGCUAUUCUUGGCAGCUACAGCAGAGGAAAUUUAAGUACUGAGAAAUUUGUAGAGGAAAUAAAAUCAAUUGCCAGUAAGCCUACUGAAAAGCAUUUCUUCAAUGUCUCAGAUGAAUUAGCUCUUGUAACUAUUGUUGAAGCACUUGGAGAGAGAAUAUUUGCCCUGGAAGCAACAACAGACCAGCAGGCCGCCUCAUUUGAAAUGGAAAUGUCUCAAGCUGGUUUCAGUGCUCAUUAUUCUCAGGAUUGGAUCAUGCUUGGAGCAGUUGGAGCAUUUGACUGGAAUGGCACAGUGCUCAUGGUGAAGGACAGUGGUUUUUCAAUGCCAACUAAUGACACUUUUCGUGACAGGCUUUCAGAAAAAAAUGAACCCCUGGCAGCCUAUCUAGGAUACACUGUGAAUUCAGCAUUGACACCUGGAGGUGUACUGUACAUAGCAGGACAGCCACGAUACAAUCACACUGGCCAAGUUAUCAUUUAUAAAAUGGAAGGAAAAGAGGUACAAGUACUUCAGAGGUUAAAUGGAGAACAAAUUGGGUCAUACUUUGGGGGUGUUAUUACCACAAUUGACAUCAAUAGGGACUCAUUUACAGACCUCCUCCUUGUUGGAGCUCCUAUGUAUAUGGGAACUGAAAAAGAGGAGCAAGGGAAAGUAUAUGUUUAUGGUCUGAACAAGACGAAGUUUGAAUAUCAGAUGAGUCUCGAACCUUCAAAGCAAACAUGCUGUUCACCGUUAAAACAGGACACCUGCAAAGUUCUUAAGAAUGAGCCUUGCGGUGCACGCUUUGGGACUGCGAUUGCUGCAGUGAGGGAUCUCAACCUUGAUGGAUAUAAUGACAUUGUAAUAGGUUCUCCCCUAGAGGAUGAUCAUCGGGGAGCUGUUUAUAUUUAUCAUGGCCGUGGCAACACAAUCAGUAAAAAAUAUUCACAGCGUAUUGCAUCAGGUGGAGAUGGGGAAAAAGUGAAAUUUUUUGGCCAGUCUGUGCAUGGAGAAAUGGAUUUAAACGAUGACGGGCUGAUCGACGUCACCAUUGGAGGCCUUGGUGGGGCUGCCCUCUUCUGGUCUCGUGAUGUGGCUGAAGUAAAUGUUUCCAUGCAAUUUACACCCAAAAGCAUCAAUAUCCAACAACAAAAUUGUCAGAUAAAUAAAAGAAAAACAAUAUGCAUAAAUGCCACAGUUUGUUUUAAGACCAGACUAAAGUCGAAGGAAGAUAUAUUUGAAUCCAGUCUGCAGUAUUGGAUUACUCUCGACUCACAAAGACAAAUAUCUCGAAGUUUGUUCACAGAAAGCCAGGAGAGGAAGAUGCAAAAAAAUAUAACUAUCAAAGGGUCAGAAUGUAUUAAACAUAACUUCUACAUGUUGGAUAAGCCUGACUUUCAGGACUCUGUAAAGGUUUUGCUGGAGUUCAAUUUUUCUGAUCCAGAGAGUGGACCUGUUCUUGAUAGCAACCUGCCAAAUUCAGUAUCUGAAUAUAUUCCUUUCACAAAAGAUUGUGGAGCCAAAAAUAAAUGCAUUUCAGAUCUUGUUCUGAAUGUAAAAGCAAGCAUAGCUGGAGACAGAUCUUCUCCAUUCCUUGUAAAGUCACGCAAUGAUAAGUUCACCAUCCAGCUCUCUGUGAAGAACAAAAAAGACAGUGCCUAUAAUACCAGGGUUUUGGUUCAAUAUUCUCCAAAUAUUAUUUUUGCUGGCAUUGAGGGUAUACAGAAAGAUAGCUGUGAAACUAAUCACAACAUCACCUGUAAAGUGGGAUAUCCAUUUCUAAAACCUGCAGAAGAGAUUUCCUUCAAAAUAUCAUUCCAAUUCAAUGCAUCAUAUCUCCUGGAAAAUGCUACUGUUCAUGUAUAUGCAACAAGUGACAGUGAAGAACCACCUGAGACCCUGAGUGACAACAGAGGACACAUUACAAUUCCAGUAAAAUAUGAAGUAGGAUUAAUAUUUGUAAGUGUUUUCAAAGAGCACCAUGUUAUAAUUGCAGCAAAUGAUACCGUCCCUACUGCUAUUAACACAACAGAACAGAUUGGGGAUGAAGUUACUCUACAUUAUAGGAUUGAAAAAGGUGAACAAUUUCCAAUGCCAAACCUUACGCUGCAGAUCUUAUAUCCCAAUGUAACAGCAGCCAAGAACACUCUUCUCUACCUUACUGCAUUGUCACAUUCCCAAAAUGCCAUCUGCCAAACUAGUUACCCUGUAGAUCCCUUAAAGUUCAGCACCGGGAAAUCAUUUGUGUUGCCAAAAAUAAAAGAACCUACAAAGGAUACAAUUAUGGACUGUGAUACAUACAGCUGUGCAUCUAUUAAUUGUGCCCUGGUCCCAUCGGACAUAUAUCAAGUGAAUGUUUCAUUAAGAGUAUGGAAACCUACCAUCAUAAAGGCAAGUAUUCACAGCUUAACCCUUGUUGUGAAAGCAUUACUUAGGAGUGAGAACUCAUCACUGAUUUUGAGAAAUGACCAUCAAAAACUGGAGACCAUGAUUAAGAUUUCCAAAGAACUCCCACCAGGUACAGUCCCCUUAUGGGUUAUCCUCCUGAGUAUCUUCGCUGGACUAUUGAUUCUUGCACUGCUUAUAUUUGCUUUGUGGAAGGCUGGAUUUUUCAAGAGACCACUAAAGAAGAAAAUGGAGAAAUGAAGGGGGGGGGGGAGGAAGCAGAAAUUUUUGCUCAGGUCUGCCUCAAAAAUGUUACUGUAAAAUUAUAAACUUAGAUGCAGCGGUCACAAUGUUUUCUAAACUCUGGUGCAUUAAAAAAACAAGCAGCAGAACGACAACAAGCAAAUCAAGCACACAUGCAAAGGAAGAAUAAAAAGUCUUAUGGCAUUUUGUGAUACUCAAGGACAUACUUUCAAGUGUUACUCACUUUUGGAGUAACUGAGUUCAAAGAAUCUAAUGUUUUUAAUAUGGAAAAUGUGUAAUCAUAUUUUUAUAUACCUAUAUAAGUGGAAUCGUUUUUCAUUCCAAAUUAUGCAACAAGUCAGCUUGUAUGUAGCAAUCCCAGUCUUUUUUAUCACCUUACAAUUUUCAAAAGGAAAAAGCAUAAUUUUCAAAAUUUCCUCUUUAUGUCAGUUCUGUGAAAGAAAACUGUCAGUUCACGAAGCAGAACAUGCAAACUUUGAGAAUGCACCAAAUACUGUAUGGUAACUGAUGUAAUGACAAUUCAGAAGAUAGAAGCACCUGCAGAAUUUUGGGUGAAAAUUACUGAGAUACCUUGGACUUCGCUUUCUGCUCAUUUUAGUGUGUCCAGCUGAACCUAGGAUUUUUAUGGUCAAGUGGACCAUGAAGGAUUGAUCCAUUAAAUUACACAACUGUUUGAACUUGAAACAGAUUUUUGGCAGGCCUUAAAAUGUAUGCACAAAACAUUCAAGCCCAUCUGAUUGCACACUGUACUCAAAUAAGCAGGGGGACAAUUGUAUCUGCAAGUUGAAAUGUCCAUAUUUAUGCAGAAAAUGUUGAGAGGUGCCCUGAAAGUUUGACUCUUGCUGUAUAUGUUGGAGUAGCCAGGAGGGUGCUUCAUAAACUGUCACUGUAAAUUUACUGUGUAGCUAUUUAAUCCAAUGAGUUUAAAGUGUACAAAAUGAUAAUUAACAAAAGAGCACAGAUAGGAAAUUCAGCACUGGCAAGGUUCUUCUAGUAUUAUAAGUCACACCUCAUCUUUGUUACUUAUGAGUUUAAGAAGUGAUGAAGAAUUUGCAUACUAAAUACGCACUUAACUAACGCUGUUUAUUUUGUGUCAAAGAUUAAAAUUUUAUAUGAGAAUACACUGAAAUGUAGAUAGCAAAAGAUUUCUUUAAGAAAUUUUUUUCUUUCUAUUUAGACUAUUUAGUUUCCUCCCUUCUUUCACAUACUUGUCUUCCUUCCAUGAGGAUCUCUCCCCAGGGCUCUUGGGCUGUGCCUUAUCCUUGAGAGCUUCCUAUAUUACUUGCAGCCACACAAAAUGAACAGAAGAAAGUGGAGUUUUGCUGGCAAAGUGCAAUGUUGCCUCAGCAUGAGACAACUUGGUAUUGAUUGCCAAUAGAUCAGAAAAUGUUGAGGAGACGUACUGAGUUCUGUAAGACCUACUUGUUUGCAGAAACACUUUGCCUUGCCAAGGAAGCCAGGAAAAUUUGCUCCUCCUCUUGGUACAAAUGUCACUGAAAUGAAAAAAAAAAUCAUUGCAGUUUUCCAAAAGGUUUUAACUUAGCACUGACUUUAUAGUAAUAGCUUAAAAAGCAGUAAUAUAUUUUAUAAAUACUUCUUUUUCUUUAAGAAGAGACCAUAGAUUGGGUUGAACAUAGUGGGCAGAACAACUCUGGAAGUGUGCCAGAAGGUGCUUCACUGUCUGAAAGAUGCUGUCACUCUGCAGUCCCUUCCAUUUAGUUCCUAUAUUAGAGAGAGUAGUUAUUGAGAAGGGCUGAGAGGUAUGUGAAUGCAGCAAGUAGGAUUAAGUUUGAAAGUGUUUGCAAUUUCUCCUUGUGCCUGUGGGAAAGGUGGUUAUUUCAUAACAACAGUCUGCUGAAGGUAGCAGCAUGACUCAGAGGAGAGGGCAAAGCCCUCUCUGGGAGCACUGUGGGUGGCUGUGCUUUGUGGAGCCUGGGAGAGCCACCGAGUCUGCAGACUUGCUUGCUGUGCUCAUCUGCACGCCUGAAAGUGCACCCUGUCUGAAGGGGCACAAGGAGAGUUGCCCUGGUUCUGAGCACAGAAGGAAGACUUGAAUGGAAGCAAAAAAAUGACAUAGAGGGGUUGCGGAUAGAAUCCCUGCUUCAUUCAUCAUGCAAGUCAAAUAGUCCUUGAAGGAAGGCAAAAAUCUAUUUGUUGAACACUGAAGAUAAAUUAAUAUUCGCAGAGGUGUUUUCAGUCCCAUGUGAGAUGCAGGUUUUAUUUUAGGAAAACAUAUGAUUGUGCCAAUUUGUUUGAAAGGUUUAAAUAGCACUUGUCACCGUAGCAUCUGAAUGCCUCAGAAUUGUAAAAGUUUUUUCCUUAUAGUAUCUCUGUAAAGGCAUAGCAGUGCUGUUAUCCUAUUACGGUUUUGUAAAGGAACAGAAUACGAAGGAAUUGUGACUCACCUAUGCACAUAGAAAGUCUGUGGUAGCAGAGGAAAUACUAUUAUUUAUUAUUAUUCAGCCAGUUUGUUAACCAUGAGGUCAUUUUUCCUGGCUUCAUAAAAUUACUCAGAGGUUGUGCAAGCCACUCAUCAUUUUUAUGCAGAAUACUUUUAUUUUGUUUAAGUGUUCCACUUUUUAGUUAUGAUAAGCUGUUAACCAGAGCUUUUUACUUUUCUGAUGACAUUUCAUGUCUCAUUUUAAAGCAUGAGCCUAACUGAAAAAAUAUAAGUCAAUAGAACAGUCUACUUCCCUAGUUAAAGACUAUGCAAAAAUACAUAAGUAUUUUAUCAAUGCAAAGUAUGUUUGAGAUCAGUGUUCCAUUCUUUUUAGUCUUGCUUUGCACUGUAAAAACAGUAAUAAGCUUCAUAUAACCACACUGCUUUCCUCUUUGUCAUGAUGCUUUCUCCCUUUUCACAUUUGUCCUAUUAUCAGAUUUUCAGUUAUUAUAUAUAUAUUUAAAAUAUGAGUAUGUAAUGGGGAUACUGCUAUAGCACAUUAUUCUUACACAGGCUAAAUUAGUAAAAUCACUGUUUUUAUCCAUAAGAGCCUUUCCAUACAGUACUGCAAGAGCAGUAUUUUACAUCUUUUCACUAUGUACAACAGAAAAGCCUACUGAAAGCAAUAUUGCAAACAUCAGGAACAUCUCACUGAAAUUUGGCAGGCACAAAAAAUAUUGGAACACCAUGUAAUAUGUUUUGUUCCUAUAAAAAGACACAUUAGGGUUGUAAUAUGAUUCUAAUAACUAGCAAGUUAAACAUUUUUUCAUUCAAAUAAAAGCCUGUAAAAAAUAAUAAUAAUAAAUUGGGUCUAUAACCAGAGCUUAAGCAACAGAGGGAGUCUGACCCAACUCAGUUCCUAACUUCAGCACUGAAGUAGCUAAUGGAGGGAAUGGACAAGCUACAUUUCUAUAGCAUAGAACUUCUCUGGAAAGAAACAAGAGCUUUAAACCAUCACUCCUGCUUCAAUUUGAGGCUGUUUUAGAGUUGUUGAUCCUGUAUGUAAUUUUAGAAAACUUAGAAAACAGCAUCUACAUUAGAGUGAUCUCCCUGGGCUGCUGCUUAUGUUCCUGCGCUUGUCUGGUGUCACUGUAGGUCUGUAUCAUGAGCCCUUGCUACAGACACAACCCACAUAUCCUGACCCCUUACCUGAACCCUUUAGUACAUAUCCUGUGCUGAGUCAUUCUGAGCAUGAUGUUCCUCUUCUGCAGAGCUUGAGUCAGGGGAAUCCACCUUCAACUGGAGCCAAGAGGUUUCAUCUCACUUGGCACUGAGAGGCUGGAGUUAGGGUCCCACUCAUCUAAUAGAUUUCACAUAGUCUAAUUGUUUUAAUUUCUUGAAUUAACUAUUGUAUAGAUGAUGAUCCCAUUCAAAAAUAAAAGCAGAGCAAGAGAA